GCGCCAUCGUAAUAUAUAUUCCGAUAUUAUUUUGGCUCCAGUUGUCAGUUGGCCCAUCGUCGUGGUUUGACAAAGGCCGCCCACGUGACACAAUCGGACGGUGCCAUCCCGCCGAUGAACGAGUUACCGCUGCUCGAGGUCGGCAUGGUGUUCGGUGGUUCGAAGGAAGCGCUGCAUUACGUCCAGGACUAUGCCUUCCAGACCAAUAAGCAGGUGAAGGUCAUGUCGAAGAGUGGCGGGGGCCACAAGCGGCUCAUUUGCUCGUGGACGCCGUGCUCGUUCUUUGUCCAAAUGUACCAGCAGAAGAAACCUGUCGACGAGUCCAAGGGUCGGCCAUGGUACAUUUCAUCCUGCGACUUGAACCAUGCCGUCGACUGCAUGUCGGUCGCGAAACCAACGUGCCGACAGCUCACGCAGAUGCAAGCGCUUCAAACCGUCGUGCACUCGAACUCCAAGAUCUCAGCGAACGCGAUCAUCUCUGCAAUGCCAUCGCUGAACUUGAAGCGACUCCAGCGCACAGUCUACCGCGCCAAGCGUGAAAUCCUGACGCGGACGCCAGAGAGCUCGACAUUCGACCCCGACGGGUACACCGCCGCAGGAUUGGUCCCCAAGCAACAACUUGCCCCGUCAGCCCAAGCCAUCGGUCCAGCUAGUGUGCCAUCUCCACAACUGCCAAAGAAACGAAAAGAAAGCGACAAGGAUUUGGUCGAGAUCGAACGGGCUCGGCUGGAACUCAAGCGGCGGAAAGAAGCGCGACUUGAACGAGAAGCCCAGGUGCACCACCGCAUUCUUGUGGCCAAAGCAGAGGAGGCGGAGCUCGCCCUCAAAGUCGCACGAGCGAAAGCGAGGCAUGAGCUGCUCAACGCUGGCAUUUCCCACGAUGAAGCGGACCAAAUCUUGAUGUAAACUAAACUGCUAAGUUGCGGUACGAGAGGUGUUGUUACACCAACGUAAAGGUCCGCACACGCAACCACCACGUUGUGUUCUGA
This is a messenger RNA of Aphanomyces invadans, 989 nucleotides long. RefSeq lists its product as hypothetical. The record is from RefSeq and is a predicted model, not a curated record. The coding region runs from base 115 to 906 and encodes 263 amino acids. The transcript has a single exon. Lineage: Eukaryota; Oomycota; Saprolegniomycetes; Saprolegniales; Verrucalvaceae.